CCAGUGCAAGUGACUCUGCGUGGAGGCUGGGGGGUCGCCUCAAGCGGCAGAGACAGCCGCAGGACUCUGCGCCACGUCAGGGUUCGCCCGACGUCGGGGGAGGAGGGAGCCAGCCGGCGACCACAGCAGAGAGACGGGCGGAGACGCACUGAGCGGAGCUCGGGCUUACGAUUCAUUCUCCUCAGCAUCCGAUCGAGGUAACUGGAAGACAUGUCAGCUGUGGUGAAGCUCAAUGCACUGUGAUGAUUUCAUCAGGAACAGUAUGUAGGGGAAGGUACUGAAAAGGUCAAAAAUCAAGACGGGAGGAUUCGGUUCCAAUAUGGGCGAUGACGUCCCCACACACUAUACACUGGGAUGAAUGAACCCUUCCCAGUUCUGCCUCAUGUACGACAGCUGUGGCGGCAGGGCCGGGUACCGGGGCAGUGUGAAGGCCUCCCAGAAUUUUUCGGCCAAUCAGGAUGCAGAAAUUCUCUACAACGCUAUGAAAGGAAUUGGCAGUGACAAGGAAACCAUCAUUGACCUUCUGACCUCCAGGUCAAAUGCACAGCGGCAGCAGAUCUACUCCAGCUACAAAACUCUCUACGGAAGGGAUCUGAUCGAUGAUCUGAAGUAUGAGCUGACAGGGAAGUUUGAGAGGCUCAUCGUGGGGCUCAUGAAGACACCAGCCGAGUAUGAUGCCAAGGAGCUGAAGGACGCCAUCAAGGGUCUGGGAACGGAUGAGAAGUGUGUGAUUGAAGUUCUUGCAUCCAGGAACAAUAAACAGAUUCAUGCAUUGACCAGCGCCUACAAGGAAGUGUACGAAUCUGAUCUGGAAGCUGAUAUUGUCGGAGACACAUCUGGACACUUUAAGAAGAUGUUGGUGGUGCUUCUGCAGGGAACCAGAGAGGAGGAUGAUGUUGUGAGCGAGGAUCUUGUGGCUCAGGACGCCAAGGAGCUGUACGAAGCUGGGGAGCUCCAGUGGGGAACAGAAGAGAGCCAGUUUAUCACCAUCCUGGGAAGCCGUAGUUUCUGCCACCUUCGGUUAGUGUUUGACGAGUAUCGGGAUAUCGCUGGGAAGGAGAUUGAAGACAGCCUGCGGGACGAGCUUUCAGGGGACUUUCAGAAGCUGAUGUUGACAGUGGUCAGGUGCGCCAGAAACAAACAGGAGUACUUCGCCUCCCGACUCUUCAAGGCCAUGAAGGGUAUGGGAACACGGGACAACACACUGAUCCGAAUCAUGGUGUCGCGUAGCGAGAUCGACAUGCUGGACAUCCGCGAGGAGUUUCGAAAAAAGUAUGAGAAAUCACUGCACAGUAUGAUCCGGAGUGACACUUCUGGGGAGUACAAGCGAGCUCUGCUGCGGUUGUGUGGAGGUGACGACGAUGUUGCAGGUGAAUUUUUCCCUGAGGCCGCGCAGGUCGCCUAUCAGACCUGGGAACUCAGUGCCACUGCGAGAGUUGAGCUGAAGGGGACGAUACACCCAGCUGCUGACUUCAAACCUGAGGUGGACGUAAAGGCCCUCCGCAAGGCAAUGAAAGGAAUAGGCACCGAUGAGGAGGCGAUCAUCAACAUAAUUUCCCAGAGGAGCAAUGCACAAAGACAACAGCUUCGGCAGCAGUUCAAAUCCCAGCUGGGCCGGGACCUGAUGGCAGACCUGAAGUCUGAGGUUGAUGGGAACCUGCAGCGAAUACUUCUCGGCCUCAUGAUGACUCCCGCUGAGUUUGAUGCCAAACAGCUUCAGAAGGCAAUGAAGGGUGCGGGCACGGACGAAAGGGCCUUGAUUGAAAUCCUUACUACAAGAACAAAUCAGGAGAUUUCAGACAUCAAGGAGGCCUACAAGGAGGCCUAUCACAACAGUUUAGAAGAGGAUGUCGGCUCUGAGACGUCUGGUCACUUCAAGAGGUUCCUUAUUUCGCUAAUCCAGGCCAAUCGAGAAGAGGGUGAUGCAAAUUUGGCUCGUGCGGCCGAAGAUGCCAAGGAAUUGUGCAGCUCCGGCGAUGAUGAAUCUGCUUCAAUGGAAUCGAAGUUCAUCAGUAUACUGUGUACCAGGAGUUACGCCCACCUCAGGAGGGUAUUCCAGGAUUACAUUAAACUGACCAACAGGGACAUCGAGCAGGCCAUCAAGACCGAGAUAUCGGGAGACCUAAUGUACGGGCUGAUUGCAGUCGUGCGUUCCAUCAAAAACAAACCGUCGUUCUUUGCAGAGAGGUUAUACAAGUCCAUGAAGGGAGCUGGGACGGAUGACAGGACUCUGAUCAGGAUCAUGAUUUCCAGAAGUGAGAUCGACUUGGUGAACAUCCGCCAGGAAUUCAAGAAGGCGUACGAUGCCUCACUGUACUCCUUCAUCGAGAGUGAUACGUCGGGGGACUACAGUAGUGUUCUUCUAGCGUUGUGUGGUGGAGAGGACUAGAAAUGGUGCUUCCAUCCUGUCGUGUUGGUGAUGUCCUUGGCCGCAGGCAGAACGUCAGUACAGGAGCAUCGUGGGACGAAGUGCCAUCGUUUCCAAUCCACCCCUUCCCGACCCCACAACCUAUCCCCGCGGCAGGAGCCUAGGUUGGGGUCUUGCUGACCCCACGUGUGUCACUGUGCAUGUGAUUCUGCUCUCUUUGUUCCCAAAGCACCCAAAUCCCCACCGGGACUCUGCCAGGAGGUCAGAACUCUCUGAACCGGCCCCAGUCCAGGAGUCGUCAAACUGCAGGGUCUGUGGAUCGACCCCCUCUGGAUCUGUCCAGGAUCUCGCUCCUGCCAUUGGUGGCCUGCAGUACCUGACCUUUGAUCACUGCUUUUCAUUGGUGGAUUUUACCCUGUUCCUUUAUCCCAUGUCCCAUCAGAAGACUGGACCCAGCCUUGCCCUCUCCGUAGGAUCCCUGUUCUCCAACGGUCUGGGGUCAUAUUCUGCACCCUACUCCUGUGAAGACAACAUGCUUCUCUCUCAGUCUUACAUCCAUUCCCCUCACCCUCAUUCAGAAUCCCACACAUUCCUUCCUCAAAGUCCCCAACCCUUGGUGCCCCUGGUUCUGAUGUCCCAGUACUUCAUUGAAAGGAAAAGCUCUGUGAGUUAACUAUCGGAGGUGAUGGAAGAUGAGGAAGGAGUGGGGAAGGCAGGUGAAAUGAAGGAGUGAGAUUCUGCAGCCACCUUUUUGGGAAAUCCAUCCAUUUGGACUGGGUAUCCCUUCUUGUCCCCGCCCCCAAACCUGGAGUUCUGAGUGCCUCUCUGCCUCUGGGAUGACAUCACCACUGAUACCCCCACCCAAUCCUGCUGGUGCCCCCCCAGCCGAUUUCCCCAUGGCUGUCUUCUGCACGCAAUCUAUGUUCCUCCUAGUGCUCCUUGAGCUUGCAAAUCCGCCUGAGUUGUUUUAUAAAAUGGAAGAAGCCAAUAAACAUGUAAAGAUCCA
Messenger RNA from Hypanus sabinus (Atlantic stingray), 3374 nucleotides. It is a transcript of the gene anxa6, whose product is annotated as annexin A6. Gene Ontology annotation, cellular component: cytoplasm; focal adhesion. The coding region runs from base 359 to 2389 and encodes 676 amino acids. The transcript is spliced from 26 exons. Gene Ontology annotation, molecular function: actin filament binding; phosphatidylserine binding; ligand-gated monoatomic ion channel activity. Gene Ontology annotation, biological process: neural crest cell migration; mitochondrial calcium ion homeostasis; plasma membrane repair. The record is from RefSeq and is a predicted model, not a curated record. Lineage: Eukaryota; Metazoa; Chordata; Chondrichthyes; Myliobatiformes; Dasyatidae.